Molecule: messenger RNA, 981 nt
Organism: Cutaneotrichosporon oleaginosum
Lineage: Eukaryota; Fungi; Basidiomycota; Tremellomycetes; Trichosporonales; Trichosporonaceae
Biological process (GO): regulation of transcription by RNA polymerase II; positive regulation of DNA-templated transcription
Cellular component (GO): DUBm complex; SAGA complex
Molecular function (GO): transcription coactivator activity
Source: RefSeq, a predicted model, not a curated record
CAACCGAGGAGGACGAGCGCACCUCUCCUCCUCAUCGUCUUGAUCUUGCUUACCAUGCCGGGCGAUCCAGAGAUCCGAGCACUGGCCGAGGCCAUCUUUGCCGACCUCCUCGCGGACCAGGUACUGACUACGACAAUUGCCGCCCACCGCGAAGUCAAGCGCGGGCAGGCUGUAUGCGCGACGUGUGGGACACGAUGUCGUGCCCAUGUCCCGAUCGCGCCGCUGGCUAGCGGGUCAACGUCAGCUGUGGGAUCUCGCGAGAGCAGUCCUGCCCGGGGUAUCACAGUGCGGCCGAACGGGUAUACGAUCGGCCCGGAGAAGGGUACGGGCGGUGGAACGGGCAUCGGGAGUGGCAGCGGGCGUGUCGACGCGGCGGGGAACGCAUUCUUCGACUGUCUUGUGUGUGGAAGAAGUGUCACAUCCAACCGGUACGCACCGCACCUGGCCUCCUGCCUAGGGUUCUCGGGGAGCACGCGCCGUGGUGCGAGCCGCGUCGCGGCCGCCAAAGCGAGACUGGGCGCGGACGGGCGCGCCAGUCCGUCCCCCUACUUGACCGGCGACGACAGCGACACCGAAAGCCUGAGCGGCAAGCGGAAGAAACUUCUCAACGGGAACGGCAAGCGGGCGUCGUCGCCGUCAAAGGCAACGCUAAAGAAGGCGCGGCUCGCGCAAGGCCACAGCGGCAGUGCGCCGCCUGCGUCGCGCCCGCCGCACCCGCCGUCGCGGCUCGGGCGGCCGCCGACGUCCGCGAAGAGCGCGUCGCCGUACGCGUCGCCUGAGAAGAGCGGGGCUGCGAGCGUGCCGGUUUGGCGCGAGGGCAGCGCCGCGUCGUCGACUAGCGGCGGCAAGAGCGGGAAGAAGAGCGUGCCCCCGCCGCCAGCCCCGCAGAAUGUAGCGGACGGAGAAGAGUCGAGCGAGGCAGACGACGACUACUGAUUGUACAUGUGCAUAGUGUCGGCAUGUAUUGUACCACACAGGGAA